AUGAUCGAUAAUCAGAUAAUAUUAAGAAUACAAAAUUAUAAGAAUAAUACAAAGGGAUACUCAUUUGAAGAAUUAAAAUAAUUGCCUAAUUUUGGUAUCAUAACUUAAAAAAAUAAAAUAUAUUUUGGUUAAGUAUUUAAUGGUCUAAAACAUGGGAAAGGAGUAUUAUUGAUGGAAUAGGAUCAUGUUUAUGAGGGAGAAUUCAAUAAUAACCGUAAACAUGGUCAAGGUUAGGAGGUUUUUCCAUCUAAAUCAUAUUAUUAAGGACUUUAUGUUAAUGGCAAACCAGAAGGUUUUGGAAAAUUUACAUGGUCAAAUGGAGAAUAUUAUGAAGGGGAAUGGUUCAAUGGUAAUAAACAUGGAUAAGGUACUUGGAUGGGUUUAAAAGGUGAUAUGUAUACUGGUUAAUGGGUUGAUGGUAAACCUAAUGGUAAAGGUUAACAUAAAUGGAUUAAUGGAGAUUAAUACUAAGGAGAGUUUAAAGAUAGUCUUAAGCACGGUUUUGGUGAAGAACUAUUCGCAAAUGGAGAUAAAUAUAUUGGAAUGUAUUAAAAUGGAAAACCAGAAGGUAAUGGAGAGUAUUUUUAUUCAAGUGGAGCUUAUUUUCAUGGGAAAUUUAAAAAUGGUCUUAAAACUGGAUAUGGAGAAUAUAGAUGUUCAACAUACUCUUAUAAAGGAUAUUAUAUGAAUGACAAAAAACAUGGAGAAGGCGAAUUAAUAUAUUCAGAUGGUAUCAGAAAAAAAGGUAAGUUCUUUAACGAUUUCUAUGAAAAAAAAGUUCCAAGAUAAUCCAGUGUUCCAAAUAAUACUUAACCCAAUAAUACUCCUCCUAGAAAUUAUUAGGAAUUAAUGAGGGCCUGCCUUAAACCACCUUCUUAUUUAUCCUCAACUAAACCUAAUACUUAAAAAUAAUAACCGUCACCUCUUAACAAAACUGUUAUUAUUUAACGAAAUCCUCUAGAUAUCUAUUGCCCUGAAAAACCUUAUAAAAAUCUAUAAAUCUAAACUGGCAGGCAAAAUUCUAAAAGAGAGUUCUAAGAAAGGGAUAUCAAUCUUAAAAUAUAAGAUAAAAUCAUUAUAUAAAAAAAAAAUUCAACUAAUGUACCAAGUAAUAAGUCUUCACCAUAAAACCAACCAAAUUAAUAGACAAUCUAUAAAUAAUCCACUCGCUAACCUUAAGCAUUUUCAUUCAGAUUUGAUACUACAAAAACAAGUUUUAUUACCAGAACAGGGCUAAAAGGAAAAUAAAAUUUUAAAUAUCAAAGUUGUUCAAGAUAUGAUUGA
Paramecium sonneborni is the source of this 1284-nucleotide messenger RNA. Lineage: Eukaryota; Ciliophora; Oligohymenophorea; Peniculida; Parameciidae. The record is from the annotation of a GenBank genome assembly.